GGGAGUGGUGGACGAAGAAGAAGAAGACGACGACGACGACGGGGCAGGAGGAGGAGGAGGAGGAGCAGGGGGAGCAGAGGAAAGUGCCAGCAUGGCGUUUACACUGUACUCUCUCAUCCAGACCGCUAUUCUAUGCACAAAUGCAAUCGCCGUGUUGCACGAGGAGCGGUUUCUCAGCAAGAUCGGCUGGGGUGUUGACCAGGGAGUCGGGGGUUUUGGGGAUGAUCCAGGAGUCAAAGCCCAGAUCCUCAAUCUCAUCCGCUCAGUCCGGACUGUCAUGAGAGUGCCUUUAAUAAUAGUGAAUUCAGCCUGCAUCGUUCUGUUGUUGCUGUUUGGAUAAUACGGCGCGCCAGUAUGAAGCCAGAGGACCGGACACGGGCCAAGGAACAACUACACACACUCACACAGACACACAACGCAUUGUGUGUCAUUUAGAGACUUCUGCCGUUGCCAGUCUUCAGCAGUGUGGAAAAUGUUUUCCAUAACGGUUGACAGGGGAAUAGAGGGGGGAAAAAAAAAAACAAACAAACACCAAACUCAUCUUUGGAACUGAAACAAAAGAGAAUUCAGUCACCACCUGGUCAAAAAUAAAGCUUGGGUUGGCCCCUAACCUCCCCGUCAACGUGACACCAAUCGGAAAAAAUAUAAAAUAAUGUAACCCUUUGGUUCUGUUUUGUGCCGCACAGUGUUUUCCUCCACUCUAACCAUCACAUGUUCCGUCCCAGACACACUGAAGGGAAUCUGUUUCAAUGAUUUCAUGAUGAUGUGUGUCAUAUGUUUUAUUUUAGUGUCACCAAGGAGGAACUUCUUACUUUUGAUACAUAUGGGAAAGAAUUGUUUUCAGCAGCGGGGCCGGACAAUAUUUCCACUGAUUGUUUCACUCCCCGUAACAGUACAGUUUAGUAUGAUGGCCAGCACCCAGUCUUCUGUACCAAAGCAGGCGACAGUAUACGGUACACGUCUUUUUGAUCUGGGGUUCAGCCCUGGUUCUAACCAAGCGGUUUCCCAGGGGGAAGGGUGAGGCAGCAGUAGAGACUUGAAUAUGUGCUCGUAGACAACGUUUGGAGAUCACAAAUGAUGCUGACGGCUGCUGCUGCUAAGAAAGUCUAAACUGUGAACCCUGUCCGCUGAGCAGUUUUUUUUUAAGGACUUCCGUAACAUGGGUACACAGACAGAAGGAGAUAUUGAGGCUUUGUCGACACUUUGUCAGGAACACUGUUACUGUCGUGUUUUUCCUUCUAAUGGCCCUGCACAACUCUAUGGAGACAUUUUGCUGGAUAAGAGGUGUCGCGGACUGUUAAGUCAUUUGUGACGGUGAAGGAGACUUGCAACCGACUUAGUGUUUCACAGUCCCAAACCUGAAGAGGAAUCACAGCUAGAGCUUCUUCAUUCUCAGUGAUCUCUACCUAAUGAAGUGAGAAAAAAGGUUCAGUGUUUCAUUUCUUCUGUUAGAAUUUGGUUAAAUCUGUGUACUGUAAAUUUUAAGCAAUAUUGCCAAACACAACUCAGAGCAACGUACCUUUGUACUGUUGACACAUCAGUGACCUCUCAAUGUCACAAACAUUAUCGGGAUAGUAGGUUGUCUUGAAAUAAAUGUAGUAUUCAGGAUAAUGAAAUUCUCUUUAUUGUCUUUUCUUUCUAUGAGUGUGGCAGCAGAGGAGUGGAGAACAUUUGGAUAAGAGUUUCAGCGGUUUACCAUUUAAAUUAGCCUUUUUAUGUCUAUUUUAAUGUAAUCACUUUUAUUGGAGUACAUUGGAAUUGAAGCCCUUCUUGCUUUUAAAGCAGUGCAUUUUAUGGCAGUACCUUUACUUGCACUUGACAACUACUCACGUAACGGUACUUUUACGUGAAUAGGAUGCUGCAGUGUCUUCUCCACCACUGAUUUCCCGUCCAUCCCUGCUCCAUUUUAUUAAUACUGCCCAUAUGUUGUGAAUUAUCACCAUUCCCUCCCCUGCUAAGCUCGACAAGCAAUUUUAUUAACACUAGUUUUGAUCCCAAAUGCAUAGGAGGGGGAGUGAGGGAAAAUGGGCUCUGCUGGAAUUAGAAGCAUAUGUUUAUCAGGGAGAUUUUCACAGUAAAGCCACUUUGAUCUGUGAUUAGUCAGAGAUUAGCUUUGGGUAAAAUCUUGGCGAGUGGACAUGAAUAUGUCUCUGCUCAUCACAGGUCAGGAUGUGUGUUGUCUGGGUCUGUGGCCUGUCAAUAAUAAAUCAAAAGAAAGUGGUUUGACAGGUUAGUUUGAAGAACUUACACAGCUUUUUCAUUCCUCUUCAUUUUAAAUGUUCAAAUGUACAAUUUUUAAUAUUUCGUGCCACUUGUUAGUUAAAUAGGUGUGAUUCCAAAAAAAAAACAAGUUACAGUGGGAUGAAUCUAUAUAAUUACAUUUACAUACAUAAUUACAUUUUUUAAAAGUUAAGUUAAACCUAAUCCUGUGAGAGUCUACACCCUGAAAACCUGUCCAUCGGAAGAAAAGAAAUAAAUGAAAACAGUUGUCAAAU
Xiphias gladius (swordfish) is the source of this 2495-nucleotide messenger RNA. RefSeq names its product immediate early response 3 interacting protein 1 (gene ier3ip1). NCBI's taxonomy places the organism in Eukaryota, Metazoa, Chordata, Actinopteri, Istiophoriformes, Xiphiidae. Gene Ontology annotation, cellular component: endoplasmic reticulum membrane; Golgi membrane; COPII-coated ER to Golgi transport vesicle. The transcript has 3 exons. The record is from RefSeq and is a predicted model, not a curated record. Gene Ontology annotation, biological process: endoplasmic reticulum to Golgi vesicle-mediated transport. Bases 92 to 340 code for a protein of 82 amino acids.